AGGUGCCAGACAGAUCAUUCAGUAUUUCAUCUAUAACUGACACAGGUUAUGUUAUCCUAGUAGUUUAUGUGGAUGAUAUUGUAAUCACUGGUGAUGAUGCAGAUGGGAUUGCUCAAUUAAAACAGUUUCUGCAGAAAAGGUUUCAGACCAAAAAUCUAGGUAAACUCCGAUAUUUCUUGGGUCUUGAAGUCGCUACGUCACAAGCAGAUAUUAAUUUAUCUCAAAGAAAGUAUGUGCUUGAUCUAUUAGAUGAGACAGGUUUCCUUGGAACCCAUCCAGUUGAUACUCCCAUGGAUCCCAAUGUGAAGCUUUUGAAGAAUGGAGGAGUAUUAUUUGGAAAACUAGGAAAAUAUCGUCGUUUAGUUGGAAAAUUGAAUUAUCUUACUAUCACAAGACCAGAUAUUUCCAAUGCAGUUAGCAUCAUUAGUCAGUUCUUGGAUGCUCCUCGGGUUCCUCAUUGGGAAACUGUGAUAUGUAUUAUUUGGUAUUUGAAAAAGGCUCCAGGUCUUGGGUUAUUGUAUAAACCAAAUGGACACAUCAGAAUAGAAGGGUUUGUAGACGCAGAUUGGGCAGAAUCCCGGAUAGACAGACGAUCCACUACAGGUUUCUGUACAUUCCUUGGUGGUAAUCUUGUUUCUUGA
Molecule: messenger RNA, 641 nt
Organism: Olea europaea var. sylvestris
Lineage: Eukaryota; Viridiplantae; Streptophyta; Magnoliopsida; Lamiales; Oleaceae
Exons: 1
Source: RefSeq, a predicted model, not a curated record